This is a messenger RNA of Acyrthosiphon pisum (pea aphid), 1093 nucleotides long. Its product is annotated as endoplasmic reticulum-Golgi intermediate compartment protein 2. The transcript is spliced from 6 exons. Gene Ontology annotation, cellular component: membrane; COPII-coated ER to Golgi transport vesicle; endoplasmic reticulum. Bases 195 to 1064 code for a protein of 289 amino acids. Gene Ontology annotation, biological process: retrograde vesicle-mediated transport, Golgi to endoplasmic reticulum; endoplasmic reticulum to Golgi vesicle-mediated transport. NCBI's taxonomy places the organism in Eukaryota, Metazoa, Arthropoda, Insecta, Hemiptera, Aphididae. The record is from RefSeq and is a predicted model, not a curated record.
AAUUGCCCGGGUUAUGCAUUUUAAACAAUCAACCAUACAAAGUGACCUUUUACCUAAAUAUUUGUAUGCUCAGAUGUUAUAACAAAAUAAUUGGUUGUUGCUAUUUGUUUCCAUUAAAUGAUUAUUUCCUCUAACUGUUUUCACUGUUAAUAUUUUAAUAUUCAACUAUUUGAAAAACUAUUUAGAUAAUUAAAAUGUUAAGAUACAGAGGAAAGAAAUUAGCACUUAAUAUUGUAAAAGAAUUGGAUUCAUUUCCUAAGGUUCAAGAAGAAAUUUAUGAACCAUCUACUUAUAGUAAUGUUAUACUGACAGUUUUGAUUUCUGUGUUUGGAUUAUGGUUAUUGAUUUCUGAAAUACAGUACUUUUUACAAGAACAUUAUAUAUACAGAUUUGUACCAGACACGGACUAUGAAUCUAAACUUCCAAUUAACAUAGAUAUUACUGUUGCAUCAACUUGUGAUAGUAUAGGUGCUGAUAUUGUUGAUACAACAGGACAAAAUAUGAUGUUAUUUGGAGAAUUAAAAACUGAUGAUACUUGGUGGGAAAUGACAAAAGAACAGCAACAACAUUUUGAAAAAAUGCGUAAAUUCAAUGCAUAUUUAAGAGAAGAAUAUCAUUCAAUGAAAGACAUAUUAUGGAUGUUUGAUGAUUAUAAUACAUUAAAAAAUAAAAUAUUUGUUAGGACAGACAAACCAAACACUUUACCUGAUGCAUGUCGCAUACAUGGGUCAUUAAUUCUGAAUAAAGUGAUAGGAAAUUUCCACAUAACUCCUGGGAAAUCUCUAAUAGUACCAGGUGGUCAUGUGCAUCUUACUGGUCCAUUUUUUGGAUCAGAGGCUACUAACUUUUCUCAUCGAAUCAAUCAAUUUUCAUUUGGUGUUCCGACAAAAGGGAUAAUAUAUCCAUUAGAAGGAGAACUGUAUGAAACAAAUGAAAAUGCUGUAUCCUAUAAAUAUUUUAUAGAUGUGGUAGCUACAGAUGUUAAAUCACGUUCAAAUGAAAUAAAAACUUAUCAAUAUUCAGCAAAAGAUAUACAAAGAAAAAUUGAUCAUAAUACUGGUUAGUACAAUUAGUAGGGCCCCAGAAUUUCAUG